Molecule: messenger RNA, 1324 nt
Organism: Magallana angulata
Lineage: Eukaryota; Metazoa; Mollusca; Bivalvia; Ostreida; Ostreidae
Exons: 2
Coding region: 1-1062 (353 amino acids)
Source: RefSeq, a predicted model, not a curated record
AUGGAAGACUUCCAGAUAGAGCGGGUGGGGCGGCCGUCCAGUGAGGACAAGUUCUACAUGGGCUUUAAGGAGUGUCAGGAUGAGGUGAUGCGGUACUACGUGGAGUUUGAGGGAAGGGACAUCAAAGACCCGGUCUGUGUCAAUAUCAGCAAGCACCUGGAACAGAUCAGUCUAAAGUUCCUACGUAAUGAUCACUCACUUCCGAGGAAAUCUGAUGACAGGGUUGUGGGAAGGGCUAUGAUACAAGAGACGCAUGUGGUACCGCCUAGAUCACUGCACCAGGAUGUGACCACUUCCAACAUCCAGGACCGGUUCCUGAAAACUUUCCUUUUACCAAAACAACCGUCCAUGAGUUCAUUGAGUGGGUCAGUGAGUGGGUCCAUCAGUGGAUCUGUCAGCUCUAUUGGUGGGUCCAAUUUAUCUGAGUUCUACCUGUAUCCAAAGUCAAUGAGGAAUCCAGAUCAGAUUUCCGGGCAGGAGGAAAUUGAAGGAUGUAGUUCGGUCAGUAGUCAUUCCCCUGAAAAGUCCACAGAUUCUGACAGGGACAGUUGUAAUGGGACAAAAUUAAAGGAAAAUAACGCAUACAAAUUGAAACACAACAUCAUUAAAAGGUUUUCACAGGAAGAGAAACUUGAGCUUCACUUAUCGAUGCCUUUUUGCGACUCUUCCUCAAACAGCUCAAGAGAAGAAGAGCAGGAGAAAGUGAAGAGAAAGUACCCUCGCCAUAAAGUACGCCCCCACAGCAGUCAAAGUAGUUCCAUUCACAGUAGUUCUUCCGCCAGUGGGAUACAAUUAUCUAGUAGUGUUCCACUGCCAGCGUUUGUAAUGAACCCUGACGGCACACACUAUCUUCCCAUCUGCAUACACCCCUCAUUUUUGGACAAUUUUUUCUGCAAGAAAAAGGUUGGAAAGCAUUCUUUAUCACAUCACAUCAGCAUCCCGGUCAAUUUUGACGGACCAUACAUUGACAUGUCACAUUCCCCUCUGAGUCAGUCCUGUGGGUCGACAGAGGGGAGUGUGAAUGAGGAAAUAAUCCCGGGAAUUCAAGAUAUGAACCCCUAGUGGACAGUGUCACACUUACACAUCAAUAUUCUUAUGUCCCAAAGCUAAAACUACUUUGACGGGAAGUACCUAAUUAAAUUCCUAAUUAAAAGCGAGGAAUCAAUAUUCGCGUAAAAUCGCGAGAAUCACAUCUCGCGUAUUUUAACACAUCACCUUUAUAUCAUGGACGCAUGUAAACCAUAAUAAUAAUGAUAAAAACUCGGCGUUCGCGAUGUAAUAUUCUUGCGGUUUGAUGACAAACAGUUAGAUCGCGCAAAUAAAU